Molecule: messenger RNA, 1303 nt
Organism: Xenopus laevis (African clawed frog)
Lineage: Eukaryota; Metazoa; Chordata; Amphibia; Anura; Pipidae
Gene: or6aj1.L
Product: olfactory receptor 6C75
Exons: 1
Coding region: 160-1209 (349 amino acids)
Source: RefSeq, a predicted model, not a curated record
GUGGUCCUAGUGAGCACAGAAAAAUAUGUAUGUUUACAUGUAUAUGUAUUUUUUAUAUACAUACCACCAACUGAAUGAGAUUAUGAGGAAAAGGGGAUUUCUCCACUCAUAUAUUAUAUAAUAUAUUUGAUCUAUUUAUAUGUUCUAUUUAGUUGAGCAAUGUGUGGUCUACCCAAAUACAAUAACAACUGCUUAUUUUCUGAAUUAGCAAUUAGCAACAUGAACUAUGACAUAAUUAUCGACUGCACUCUUUUUCUUAUACAGGGGCUUGUCAGCAUGUUAUUUGUUAAUACAAGCCUGGUGAAAGAAUUCAUACUUUGGGGAUUUCCUGGUGUUCCAAUCGUCCAGGAAGUUUUAUUUGUGAUACUUUUGUGUACUUAUAUAUUAACCCUUUUUACUAAUUCCCUGGUUAUAAUGAUAACUCUAAAAGAAAGUAAGCUGCAAACUCCAAUGUACUAUUUUCUUCGCAACUUCUCUUUACUAGAAAUGUGUUACGUUUCUGUGACUGUUCCGAAAAUUCUAGCUACCAUAUCUUUCCAGGGAAGGGUUAUCUCAAUUUCUAGUUGUAUCACUCAGCUAUUUUUUUUCUUUUUCCUUAGUUCCACUGAGUGUUUCCUGUUGGGUGUCAUGGCCUUUGAUCGCUAUCUGGCUGUGUGUCACCCAUUACGUUACUCAUCUUUAAUGAACCAUCCAACCUGUCAGAAACUUAUUAUAUGCUCAUGGUUUGGGGGGUUUAUUACAACUUUCCCUCCAAUUCUCUUAAUUUCUCAGCUUGAGUUUUGUAGCAGCAAUGUAAUAAACCAUUUUUUUUGUGAUGCUCCCCCUCUUUUACAACUUUCAUGCAGAGAUGCUUCUUUCAAUGAAUUCCUUGAUUUUAUUUGUGCAGCUGUAGUUAUAAUGACUUCAUUUACUGUCACUUUGAUGUCUUAUUUUUACAUUAUUAUCACAGUACUGAAAAUCCCCACUAAAAUUGGAAGAAGAAAAGUAUUUUCCACCUGUGGUUCACAUCUAAUUGUUGUCCUUGUGUACUACAGUUCUGUAAUUUUCAUAUAUGUUAGACCAAAGGGUGGCUUCACCUUUAGUCUUAAUCGAACAGUAGCAGUAUUUUACACUGUUUUAAUACCCAUUCUUAAUCCAAUAAUAUAUUGCCUAAGGAAUAAGGAGGUAAAAGUAGCAAUAAAGAGACUGCUAUCCUUUCAGUCUACCUGACAAUAAAUAAAUGAUUUGCUGUUAUUGUUUUGUCUUUGAAAUUGGGAACCUCAAUGAAUUUAAUUUCUAAAGCAUGUAAAAAUGCAACAAUUAA